UUUAGUUUGCAAGAGUGAGUUCCCUUUGACUGCAGUGAUGGCGACAACACUUUUCAAGAUUGUUCGCUUACAAAAUAUCAACCCCUUAUAUAAAACUGUCACACCUCGCAUAUCACAGGGCUUGAAAUGUUUCUCAACCAGUAAACAACGUGAUGCCAAGUUCUAUAAGAAUGCAGAUGAAGCUGUGUCUGAUAUUCCUGAUGGAUCCAAACUUCUGGUUGGAGGCUUUGGUCUUUGUGGCAUCCCAGAAAACCUGAUCCGUGCUUUGAUUGACAAACAAGUUGAGGGUCUAACUGUUGUCAGCAACAAUGCAGGCGUUGAUGAUUUUGGACUAGGUCUUCUGCUGAAAAAAAGACAGAUCAAGCGCAUGAUCUCAUCUUAUGUUGGAGAAAAUGCUGAGUUUGAGCGCCAAUAUUUAUCUGGGGAGUUGGAAGUGGAACUGACACCACAGGGCACUCUUGCUGAGAGGGUCCGUGCUGGUGGUGCUGGUGUUCCAGCCUUCUUCACACCCACUGGUGGCACGCUCAUACAUGAAGGCGGGGCACCCAUCAAAUACAACUCAGAUGGUUCCAUUGAUAUUGCCAGCAAUCCAAGGGAGAGUCGAACUUUCAGUGGUGUCCCAUACAUCAUGGAGGAGGCUAUUACAGGGGAUUUUGCCUUGGUAAAGGCCUGGAAGGCUGAUAAAGCAGGAAAUCUCACAUUCAGGAAGACAGCACGGAACUUCAACCCACCAAUGUGUAAAGCUGCAAACAUUACCAUAGCCGAGGUGGAAGAGAUUGUGGAUGUUGGAGAAAUCCCUGCAGAAGAUGUCCAUGUACCCCACAUUUAUGUGCAGCGUGUCAUCCGUGGACCAAAGUAUGAAAAGAGGAUUGAGAGGUUGCGUCUGACGAAGGAAAAAUCUGGAGAUGAAUCUCAUGAUGCCGGUGCUCUGAUGAGGGAGAGAAUAAUAAAGAGAGCUGCUGUGGAGUUCCUUGAUGGCAUGUAUGUGAACCUCGGUAUUGGAAUGCCGAUGUUGGCCAGCAACUUCAUCCGCCCUGGUAUCAACGUCAACCUGCAGAGUGAGAACGGCAUCCUGGGACUGGGUCCAUUUCCACGGCCCGGUGAGGAGGAUGCAGACCUCAUCAAUGCAGGCAAGGAAACUGUAACUAGCAUAGAGGGAAGCUCAUAUUUCUCCAGUGAUGAGUCUUUCGCCAUGAUCAGAGGGGGCCAUGUAAGUCUGACCAUCUUGGGAGCAAUGCAGGUAUCCAGAUAUGGGGAUUUAGCAAACUGGAUGAUUCCGGGGAAGAUGGUAAAGGGGAUGGGUGGUGCCAUGGACCUUGUGUCAAGCCACAAGACAAAGGUCAUUGUGACAAUGGAGCAUGCUGCAAAGGGUGGGAAACACAAGAUCCUGUCAGAGUGCACCCUUCCGCUGACUGGCAAGCAGUGUGUAGAUAUGAUCAUCACAGAGAAGGGAGUGUUCACAGUGAGCCCUGAGGAAGGGCUGACACUGACCGAGAUCGCUGAUGGUGUGACUGUAGAGGACAUUGUGGAGACAACAGGGGCUGAGUUCCAGGUGUGCCCUAACCUCCAGCCCAUGGCUCAGGUUCAGGUGUAGGUCCACUGUACGGUGUACGCCAGGAGACAGUCAGUGCUGGUGUCAUGGUCCACAUGCAGACAAACAGUUGGAGCAGCUGGAGAUACUGACUACAACAUGCAGCUAUUAUUUACAGUGUGAUACUAGACAUCUCUGGGAUUGUUCACAUAUACAAACUUAAAGGAAUGACACAAUAACAACACUUGUGGAACCAUCUGUGACAAUUUAAGUGCAUGAGUCACCUGUCAUAGUACAUGUUUGGAGGUGUUGGUAAUAUUUGUCUGAGAAGUGAAAUGACUGCCCUUAUGACAUUUUUGUACUGGCACAUCCACAUAUGAAUUAGGAUGUAAAUCAGGAAAGACUGUAAACAGGUUUCACAUAUCUGUUAGUUGUUGAAGAAAGCAAUUGUUGCCUCAUUCUCUUAUGCUUUUAAUUGUUUUAUGUAAUUAAGACCCAGGCUGGAGAUUAUUUCACAGUAUUAUGUCAUGUAUAGAAUCAGUUACAUAGUCAAUUCUUAAUCAAACGUUAUACUAAAUGUAAAAUGGAGCACCAAAAGCUUUCUAACAGCUUGUGUUGCCACAGGUUUAAGGAGAACUUGUAUGCUUGGAUUGUGUAGGAUGUCCAUGCUUGUCUAAAAUGUAUGCAAGUAUAGGUUCCCCAGGCGUUUGAGAUGCCACAAAUCUCUGUGCAGAAUUACAUCACUAGGGUAGGAUUGAAACCUAUGGUAGAUGGCUUGAGUCUCAGGUUUCCUCAGUAGUCUGUCUGAACCAUGCCUGUGCUUGGACCUCCCUCACACCACUCUUCCUCCUACAAUAAGCUGACACAAUGUGAUAUAACUGGAAUACAGUUUAAGCAGCUUUAACCAAACUCCCUGACUCGAUCUGUGACAAGAUCUAUCCACGCUUUAUGUAGUGGGAUGUUGCCUGUGCAGCCAAACAAAUCUCAGAUCUUGUGGUAGUUGAAAUUCAAAUAUGACUGCCCUUUCUGCAGAUCACUUUUUCACUUUUUGUAGUGUGUAUCAUAUCCUACAACUGCUUGUAGUCUUGUAUGUAAUCUGGUGUUGGAUUAUUGACUGUAUAGAGUGUGUUUAGAGGUUUAUUUUCAUAUGUGUUUAAUAAGCAGAACAAAAUCAAAUCCCAGCGAACUUAAAGUGGAGGAUAUGACUGAACUUUGUUAGAUACCGGUACAGUUCUGUGUUGGUGGUAGAGAAGGAUCUAACACACAACUUUGUUAGAUACCGGUACAGUUCUGUGUUGGUGGUAGAGAAGGAUCUAACACACAACUUUGUUAGAUACCGGUACAGUUCUGUGUUGGUGGUAGAGAAGGAUCUAACACACAACUUUGUCAGAUACCGGUACAGUUCUGUGUUGGUGGUAGAGAAGGAUCUAACACACAACUUUGUUAGAUACCGGUACAGUUCUGUGUUGGUGGUAGAGAAGGAUCUAACACACAACUUUGUCAGAUACCGGUACAGUUCUGUGUUGGUGGUAGAGAAGGAUCUAACACACAACUUUGUUCAAGAUGCAUGAUGUUUAUGAUGGUUCAGUGUGUGUGGUUGAGUGUGGUCAUAGGGUCGGGGCAUUGGUGUUUCAAGUCUGUAAAUGACUUUUUAGGUCCAGUUUUAAUGAAAGUAUUUCCUUUUAGAUGUACUUACAUUUCUUUUUACACAUAGGAUCAUUUUUAAUUUGUAACCUUUUAAUAGGGACUUCUCAACAUAGAGUGUAAUAUGUCCAUAUUGUUCGAGGAAGAAUGUUUUUAUGCAACUGAAAAUUGGAAGACUGAAGUUAUACAGAACAGUCAAACUAGGGAGUUUGACUCUCUCUUAACACUGGGAUGAAGAAUAGAAAGAUUGUGAUGAGAUGUAAAGAAUGAAAUAAAAAUUUUAUCAGCA
Haliotis rubra (blacklip abalone) is the source of this 3464-nucleotide messenger RNA. RefSeq names its product succinyl-CoA:3-ketoacid coenzyme A transferase 1, mitochondrial-like. Lineage: Eukaryota; Metazoa; Mollusca; Gastropoda; Lepetellida; Haliotidae. The record is from RefSeq and is a predicted model, not a curated record. Gene Ontology annotation, molecular function: succinyl-CoA:3-oxo-acid CoA-transferase activity. Gene Ontology annotation, cellular component: mitochondrion. Gene Ontology annotation, biological process: ketone body catabolic process.